UUGUCCUUCAGUAAGUGGCUAAUAAUGAUCCCAUGAAGGAGAGAGGGCCAAUAUGGAGGAAGUAUGUGUCUCGGUAUUGAUAACCGUGCUUUCCAGUGGUCACAGACUGACGUAAAACUUGAAUUCUGAUUGUAGGGCUGUUGGUGUUACAGUAUAGAAAAAGUAAAAAAAUAAAUACAGAUGAAGAAACUGUAAAUAACUUGACAGAGAAGGUCUAUGUCUGCAACUGUUUGCUACAAUUAAAACAAGAAUGAAUUGCUGUUUCUUACCAGUAGGUAAUUUAGUAUUAGUAACCCACAGUUAGACAAAAAUAUGGCUUUCAAAUUAUUAUUAUAUUUUAACUUUUUACUUAUCUCUGUAGGAGGAUAGAUGUUGUUAAAUAUUGAGAUCAAGCUACUUUCUUUUGUCUCUUUUGUCCAUUAAAAAAAAAAACUGAGCAUAUGGCCUCCUGGCCAGCAGAGGGCGCACAAGAGAGCUUGGAUUUUCACACAAAAUCCAGAUCUCAAAACUUUAGAUUUCUAGUUACAUAUAAUAAAAGCAACCCACAUUUAGAAUCAGUUUGAAAGAACUGUCUGUUGUACUACUUUUAGCRUGCAGAGUUUGCCAACAGUCAAUUGUGCUACUUCGAUCAAUUCUCCGUAGGUCAGUCCUGAAAUUAUUUGACCUUUAUUUUGUUUUGCAGAGGUUUUUGUGGGAUUAGUGUCCUUCAUUCAACAGUAAAUGCACUGGAAGAUGAGCAGAGAGUGAAGGGGAAUACAUGCAGCAAAUGGUUGGGAACUGAACUGGGAACAGCUACGUUGACGAAUGUAGCCUCUGUGGAUGGUGCGCCUGCUCUACCACUGAGCUAUAUGGUGCCCCGUUUGACCUUUCUUUCAAAUAAAUCUCGCUACAUAAUGGACAGUUUUCCUUGUCAGCCAUAAAAUGGCUCCUCCUUCAUAACCCUACUGACUCAGAAAUCCAGCACACUGAACCAAAUGCUUAUUUCAGAGAAAGGGACACACUGCCACAAUUUGUUCACUUAUUUAAUAGAUGUUAUGAAGUAAAUUUCAUGAAUAUGCUGUUUAAUCUUCAUAUUCUUAUCAAAACUGUCCCUGUACAUGUCUCUAUACAAUAUGCUGAAAGGUGUACGGUGACAUCCAAAUGAUUCUCUCUGCCCAGGUAUUUCGUUUGCUUGGAGGAGUCAGGAUUUCAACAUGGCAAUGCCCAAGAAGCCAUUGUUCGUAGUGCAUCUUACAAACAUUGUGUUAAGCUUUACUUUCCAUAAACAAACAUAUGGAUGGACAUAGAGCUUUAUAAAACAUUAUAUCUUUUUUAUUUGAUCUGAACAAAGAGUUUUGAGUUUUAUGGAGUUCCAUGGAGGAAAGGAGUUUUUCUGUGCUCAGUGUUCUGUUGGCCAGUCUUCUUUUCUUUCUGCGAUGAGAGCACUCUGUUGCACGUAGUGAGACAUAAAACUAUAACUUGUGUUAUUCAUUGGGCUUUCGGAUCAUGUGUUAGUUAUUAAUGUGUUUCUAACAGCUUUAGUUCUAACUCUCGGAAACUAUUUCAAGAUAAAAAAAAUAAGGUCGUCCCAUGAUCUGUAUUUAACCAUUUUUCUUUGUGAAUAAGACUGUUGCAUGUUUAAAAUAUAAGUCAGUUUCUCAUCUCUGUGAUACUUCACUCAAGUUUCUGUGCUCUGUUUGGUUUUCAGCAUUGAGUGAAACAGCCUGAAACCCCUUUCCUGCCUCUUUACUCAUUGAUUACAACCUUAUUAGAUCCUCUGUCACUCCCUCUGGCCUCCCGCUGUUCCAUCCUGUCUGCUUCUUCAUCAUAGUUAAUCAGCUACAGUCAGUGGUCGAGCAGAUUCUCGUUUCUGUGAUGAUUGGCUCCUCCUGAUUGAAGGUGGAGCCUCCAGCGAUGCAUCAUGCAAACGUACCAGCGCAGCAGGACGCAUCCUCUCCGCCUCUCCCUCCCCUCCCUUUCCUUACCUCUCACUCUUCCUCUCACACAUACGCCAGAGCUCAGACUGCAGCAGAGCGCAAAGCCAGCAAGGAUUUUACCAUUUCUUUUUGGGAAGGCAGAGAGACGUUUACCUGCUGAGGAGACCCUGCAUGGAGGGUUGAUUGAAGAGGAGAAUCUUACAAGCUGCUGAGUGUGUAGGUUGACACCUGGUCUUCAGAAGCAGUUGCGAGGACUUUUGUAAGCCUCUCCAUCUUUCCCAAGUGGACCCGCCAGCUUCCCGUCACCUCUUCUGGUUAGGAUGCUCCGCUGUGCGCCCCUGUGCUGAGGAGGUGUCGGCAGGCAGCAGCAUGGACGCUGUGCUGGCCGGCAUCCCCACCAUCCCCUCCACCACCACCAAUCUGCCACCACCACCACGCUGCCCAGCCGAGCCGGGGGCUCCCCCCAUCCCCGCUGAUGGGCGAAGACACUGACGCCACCCUGACGCUCAACCACCACGGCUUCCUCCCCGACCACAACUAUGUGACUGAAGGGCUGCUCCUGGCUAUAGCCUGAAGAGCUCCGCCCAUCCUGUCCACCCCUCUCCACCCUGGAGUCCUCCCCCAGGAUGUUGAGCCCCAUCCAGGUGCUGUGCUCCGACAUCACUACCCUUUCUCUGGAGCCUGAGCCGUUUGCCUCUUACACUGAAGCGGAUAUCAUCUCCACUGUAGAGUUCAACCACACAGGAGAGCUCCUGGCCACAGGGGACAAAGGAGGCCGUGUGGUCAUCUUUCAGAGGGAACCAGAGAGCAAGUCUGAGCCAUUUUCCCAGGGAGAGUACAAUGUAUACAGCACCUUUCAGAGCCAUGAGCCCGAAUUCGACUACCUUAAAAGUCUGGAGAUUGAGGAGAAGAUCAAUAAGAUCCGAUGGCUGCCUCAGCAGAACGCUGCUCACUUUCUCCUCUCCACCAAUGGUGAGAGCAGAGAACAACCCACUGCACAUCCCACCCCCAAAACAGCAGACACAUCUAGCAAGUCUGAGCCAUUUUCCCAGGGAGAGUACAAUGUAUACAGCACCUUUCAGAGCCAUGAGCCCGAAUUCGACUACCUUAAAAGUCUGGAGAUUGAGGAGAAGAUCAAUAAGAUCCGAUGGCUGCCUCAGCAGAACGCUGCUCACUUUCUCCUCUCCACCAAUGAACUGAUUUUCUGCUGUUUCCCUGAACAAUGCCUCUUUCUAUCAGACAUUGUGGACAUCAAACCAGCAAACAUGGAGGAUCUGACGGAGGUGAUCACAGCUGCAGAGUUUCAUCCCCUCCACUGUAACCUGUUUGUUUACAGCAGCAGCAAAGGCACCCUACGCCUCUGUGACAUGAGAGAAGCAGCGCUGUGCGACAAGCACUCCAAAUGUAAGCAUUCCUGCCGAGACGCAGUCAGAGGUUAUUUUAGUGAUCUUUACAGCUCGACCAAAUUGCUCUUUUCUUWGAUUCGGGUGUUUGUSCAUGUCUGCCGUGAACCARAGCCUCUGCGUGACACGGCCGUGUCCCACCGUAAAAUUUUAUUUCAUGUCCUUGUUUUCCUCCAGGUACACGAUUACCUCCGCAGCAAGUUGUGCUCCCUUUACGAGAACGACUGCAUCUUCGACAAGUUUGAGUGUGCCUGGAAUGGCUCGGACAGUGUGAUUAUGACCGGCGCCUACAACAACUUUUUCCGAAUGUUUGACCGCAACACCAAGCGAGACGUGACCCUGGAGGCCUCGCGGGAGAGCAGCAAACCCAGAGCCGUCCUGAAGCCACGGAGGGUCUGCGCCGCCGGCGGGAAACGGCGGAAGGACGACAUCAGCGUGGACAGCCUGGACUUCACCAAGAAGAUCCUGCACACGGCCUGGCACCCCAACGAGAACAUCAUCGCCAUCGCCGCCACCAACAACCUGUACAUCUUCCAGGACAAACUCAACUCCGAGAUGCACUGAUGAAGGGUCGUCGGCGGCGRGUCCAAACGAGUUUACAAGCAAACAUGCAACUAUGCUAGAAUGUACAUUAUCAGACUCAAACGCUGGCCCACAGAACCCAGGAAGAUGCCUAACGCACACAGUCAGAAUGCAUACACACGUUCAUCUCCUCCUUAGCCUCCCACAAGUGAACGGUGUCCAGUCAGGGRUAAAAAAAAAAAAAAMAGGAAACUGGCUGCAUUACACAAUGGGUUAUUAUUGAAAAUUGUCCAAACUGUGUUUAUUUUUAUUGUUAUCCUGUGGAUUGUGGUAAAUGGUGUGGUAAUCACCACAGCUUGGCUUCUGAGUGGGAUCAGAUCUCCUCUCAGGCUGGAAGGACGUUUACAUUUCUUUGUCUUUUUUUUUUUUAACUCUUCAGGCUCUCUUGCUUUGUCCACCUCCUCCUCCUCACCUCUGUAUUUGUGUGCUCAAGCAAAGCCUAUUCUUAUCCCCUUUGCCCACUGUUUUGUGUAAAAAAAAAAAAAAAAAAAUUGGGCCAUUUAUAUAACUGUCUGUUUUUCAUUCCAGAUAAAGCUCUGUUUUUGUAACUUCUUGUUAAAUGUUGACGACGAAAGGCAGACCUGAUGAUGAAAACGAAGCKACACGUGAGAUAUGCAAAGAUGAACCCCGUGACUUUCCCCUCAUCCCAAACUGCACCAGACGCCUCUGCCCUCAAGAGGGGUGAAGCAUUCACAGUCCUGCAGACAGAAGCAGACGCUAACAGACAAAAACCCACUACAAACCGUGUGUUUAAGCAAUGACUGUUUUCAUUUUUAGCCAAAACACAUCCAAACAUAUCAGUUUGUGUUUUUCGCUUCUGAUCCAGGGCUGUUGUGUGUGCUGCUGCUGCUUCAACACUCAAUACAUUAAACUCAGAUAAAGCAAAAAAGUAAAAAAUAAUAAAAUAAAAAUAAAAAAAAAACGGCGAAGAAAUAUUUGCAACAAUCAAGCAAAAAGAUGCUGCAUGUUCAACAGAUUUAUUUUAUAAAUCGUCUGUCUGACUGACUUGGCUGCCUUCUUUAAACAUUUAAACCUAGCUGUAGAAAGGCUUCAGGGGGCCCCUGGGGAAGGAGGGAUGGGGGGUUCCCUCCACAGCAGCACGAGCCGCCGUAGAUGACCGUUGACCUCCUAUUUGUGUCCUCGGAUGCAGAAGCAUGUUUACUCGAGUUCGGUUUGUACGCGUCCAUUCUGAAUGAAGCCGUCCACAAAUCAGUGUAAACUGAGAACCGAGAAAAAUGGGGAAUGUUUCAGAUUAAAUGUUGUACCUUAAAAUAAUCAGAAUAAUAACAACAACAAAAAAGACUUUAGAGCGGCCUCAGUGGUGUCUGUAUAUAACGGCUCUGUUUCUGACAUGAGGUUUCGUUUCGUCUGUCGACCAACCGYGGACUUGCCUCCAAAGCUACAGCGGAGUGAUGGUACUUUAAUCUCUUCGGCCUUCCUCACUGAUUACUUUUUUUUUUUGGAUGUGCAUAAGUUUUUAUUUUUUAAAAGACGGGCGCUUCUUUGUUUGGAAUAUGUGUCGGUCGUACUCCAUGUCUUUAUCAAAUACAGUUGAUUCACAUAUUUUUGUCUAAAUAUAUGUUGACAUGAUUGUCAAAUGGACAGUUAUAAAUAAUGUUGAUAUCUUCCUUUGUUUCUUUCUCUUUUUUUCAAUAAAGGAUUCAACAAAAUUGCA
Messenger RNA from Poecilia reticulata (guppy), 5576 nucleotides. NCBI's taxonomy places the organism in Eukaryota, Metazoa, Chordata, Actinopteri, Cyprinodontiformes, Poeciliidae. The record is from RefSeq and is a predicted model, not a curated record.